CAAAUUCAACAACACCCACUAUUCAGACAGCCAUGAUACCACCUCUACAUGCUUCGCACUCAUACCCUUUUGGCAAUUUCAAACCAAAAAUUCAAAGAGCUGUUAACUCAUUUUCACUCAAUAGCAAUCCCCUUUACGCAAUUUCUUCAAUCCUUCAGAAUAUUCAGCAGAAUAGAGAGACAUGGGGAUUCCGAUUCGAGCAGCAGGGGUGGAUAAUCUGAGCGAUAAAGCCGCGAUGAUGAGAGAAUCACUACAGAAGAGUCAGUCAAUCACGGACAACAUGGUUUCCAUGUUGGGUUCUUUUGACCACCGUCUCUCCGCCCUAGAAACUGCUAUGCGUCCGACUCAGAUAAGAACACAUGCAAUACGCAGAGCUCAUGAGAACAUUGAUAAGACUUUGAAGGCUGCUAAUGUUAUAUUGAACAGAUUUGAUCUUUCUCGCGAGGCGGAGUCUAAAAUAAUUAGAGGUCCACAUGAGGAUCUUGAAGGCUAUCUUGAAGCUAUUGAGAAUCUAAGAAGCAAUAUUCGGUUUUUUACAAACAAUAAAAGCUUUAAGAGUAGCGAUGGGGUGCUUAGUCAUGCAAAUAAUCUGCUUUCCAAAGCUAUCUCCAAACUCGAACAUGAAUUUAAACAACUUUUAUCAUCAUACAGUAAACCUGUGGAGCCUGAUCGUCUAUACGAAUGCCUACCUAAUUCCCUACGCCCCUCAUCUGGAUCACCUGAAACAAAUGCCAAAAAUCCAUCUUCCAUAAUGAUCGAAUCACUGCAGAAAAUGCUGUUUAUAAUCCUCCUGUCCUCAUUCCACCUCGUGUGUUGCCAUUGUUACAUGAUCUAG
Messenger RNA from Lactuca saligna, 835 nucleotides. The record is from the annotation of a GenBank genome assembly. Lineage: Eukaryota; Viridiplantae; Streptophyta; Magnoliopsida; Asterales; Asteraceae.